Fraxinus pennsylvanica is the source of this 990-nucleotide messenger RNA. Lineage: Eukaryota; Viridiplantae; Streptophyta; Magnoliopsida; Lamiales; Oleaceae. The record is from the annotation of a GenBank genome assembly.
AUGAUCCUGCAUCAGAUUGAAGCUCUCAAAGCCAUCGGUGUGACUGAAGUAGUUCUGGCUAUCAAUUACCAGCCAGAGAUAAUGCUAAAUUUCUUGAAAGAGUUUGAAAAGAAGCUUGGGAUUAAGAUCACAUGCUCACAAGAGACUGAGCCACUCGGAACUGCUGGUCCCCUUGCUUUGGCUAGGGAAAACCUGGUAGAUGAUUCUGGUGAGCCAUUUUUUGUUCUUAACAGUGAUGUUAUCAGUGAAUAUCCACUACAAGAGAUGAUCAAAUUCCACAAAUCCCAUGGAGGUGAAGCUUCCAUUCUGGUGACCAAGGUGGAUGAGCCUUCAAAAUAUGGUGUUGUUGUUAUGGAAGAAUCCACUGGGCAAGUGGAGAGAUUCGUAGAGAAGCCAAAAUUAUUUGUGGGAAACAAAAUCAAUGCUGGCAUUUAUCUGUUGAACCCUUCUGUUCUUGACCGAAUUCAAUUACGCCCCACAUCAAUUGAGAAAGAGGUAUUUCCAGACAUUGCAGCGGAGAGAAAACUCUACGCCAUGGUCCUUCCUGGGUUUUGGAUGGACAUUGGUCAACCAAGGGAUUAUAUCACCGGGCUGAGACUCUACUUGGACUCCUUGAAGAAGAAAUCUAAUCCUAAAUUGGCCUCUGGACCUCAUAUAAUUGGAAAUGUACUAGUGGAUGAGAGUGCUAAAAUUGGUGAGGGAUGCUUGAUUGGCCCUGAUGUUGCUAUAGGCUCUGGUUGCAUAGUUGAGUCAGGUGUUCGGCUCUCUCGCUGCACAUUAAUGCAUGGAGUCCGCAUCAAGAAACACGCAUGCAUUUCAACUAGCAUUAUUGGUUGGCACUCCACAGUUGGGCAGUGGGCUCGCGUGGAGAACAUGACCAUACUUGGAGAAGAUGUUCAUGUCAGUGAUGAAAUUUACAGCAACGGUGGCGUGGUUUUGCCUCACAAGGAGAUUAAAUCUAGCAUCUUGAAUCCAGAGAUUGUGAUGUGA